This is a messenger RNA of Sphenostylis stenocarpa, 681 nucleotides long. NCBI's taxonomy places the organism in Eukaryota, Viridiplantae, Streptophyta, Magnoliopsida, Fabales, Fabaceae. The record is from the annotation of a GenBank genome assembly.
AUGUCACUCCUCCAACUCCAACUCACUUCUCAUGCAUUGCGUCCCUCUUCCCACUACUUCAGACCCAACAACAGACCUCUUUAUCCCGCUAAGCGUGUCACCUUUGUAAGAACCAAAAUCAGAGCUGUUAGCACAGUCCCUGAGAGGGAAUCUGAAUCAGAAUCAGACACCACUGACCCCAACGAGCCACCUUAUGUUGGCUUUGUAUUUGUUAGUUCUGUGCUGCUGCCAGAUGGAACACCAGAUAUACACUUUCGUUCUACUUGUGGCGGCCAGAAGCUAAGGAAAAUAAUGAUGGAUACCAACAUUGAGCUCUAUGGACCCUAUGCCAGAGCUCUGUUAAAUUGUGCAGGGGGUGGAACUUGUGGCACUUGUUUGGUGGAGGUUCUUGAAGGUCAUGAGCUUCUAAGCCCUCGCACUGAUAAAGAGAAAAAAUUACUAAAGAAGAAACCAAAGAAUUGGAGAUUAGCAUGUCAAACAGUUGUUGGUGAAGCAGAUUCCAGAGGGGGGGUUCCUUGUGAUUCAACAACUGCCAGAGUGGAAAGGGCACGAAUGGAGUUAUGCAAAGCCUGGAGAGCCCAGCUGGGAUUCGGAGGAGCCUCUGUGAAGCCCAAAACCAAACAAUACUAUAAAGGCUGUUGCUUUCUGCACCACCAUAUCACCCACUUGUUAUUUUUUUGA